This is a messenger RNA of Cherax quadricarinatus, 605 nucleotides long. The record is from RefSeq and is a predicted model, not a curated record. NCBI's taxonomy places the organism in Eukaryota, Metazoa, Arthropoda, Malacostraca, Decapoda, Parastacidae.
UUAAUGUGUAAUCCACUGUAACCUUACAGGCUCACCGAUUGAUUCUGGCAAUGAGUUCUCCAGUGUUUGAAGUCAUGUUGUUUGGUCCUCUGGCCGAGAAAGAGAACCUCAGCCUUCCUGAUGAUCCACCAGAAUCCUUCAACUGGUUAUUGAAAUACUUGUAUUGUGGCAGCACAGAGUUCUCCAGCAUAAAACUGGCAGUGCAGGUCUACUGUCUAGCCAACAAGUACCAGAUGGAUGCUUUAACUAAACUGUGUUCAGAGUUUCUUCAGCGUGAGCUGAAUCCAGACAACUUUCCUGAGGUAUACGAUACCGCUGCUCUACAUGAAGAUGUCCACCUCCUUAAUAAAUGCAUUAUGAUUGUGAGAGUCUCUGCAUCUGCUGCUUUUUCAUCACCUCACUUUGGCCAGUUAAGUCGAACUGCUCUGAGACAGAUACUGCAACAAGAUUUUUACAUCAUAAAUGAGUUUGAUGUAUAUAAAGCAAUAGUUUCAUGGAUGAGUGUACUUCAGUGGCCAGUGAAGGUAAAGGUACUACUUCUCCUGCAAAUGGAGGUAAGCUCAUACUUGUGGUUGGUGACUUACAGGUAAGAUAUAUGGACCGUG